CAUACAGCGGGCAAAAUGUCGUGCUUUGGACGUACGUACAUUAUGAUUUGGAGCAAUGUUUGUAUUGUAUGCAGUACAGUAAUUCGUGUUUGGGUGGCAGUAAUGCACACCAAGAGUUGUUGGCCAGCUGGGAAUGGGAAUCGAAGAAGUACUGCUUAGCCUGCUGGUUGUCCAGGUAACCAAUACACAGCAGCCUGUCUUCAGAUAUUGGAACUUUUCUCUGUCGUUUGACGUAAAUUUAAGCCAUUACACAAGGAACUUGUUGAAUAUGCCGACUAGUAACGUAACAGCGCCUGCGAAAAAGAAGGUACCUGGCGCAAAGUCACAAAAAGCUGCUAAUAAAAGAAAGGAGGAGGAGGAUGACAAUGGUGAUUAUGGCUGGGAAGAAAGGGCCCAGGGGAAACUUAUUAAACCUGCAGAUCAACUGGAGCUCACUGAUGCUGAACUGAAAGAGGAAAUCACAAGGCUCCUGACAGCAAAAAAUCCACAUGCCCCUCAAAAUAUUGUCCGAUACAGCUUCAAGGAAGGUGCGUUCAAGCUCACCAGUGUGGUUGAUCAGCUGGCUGUGCACUUUGUUUUGGAUGGUUGUCUCAUACAUCAGGACUCUGAUGAGGCUCGUAGGCUGGCAGCCAAUGAAGACUUCCCUGAAGAGACAGCAGCAGUCGAUACUGGACCAGAGGAAGAGAAACCAGAAAUAUUGGAUGCAUCUGGGGAUGGAGGUGAGGAUGAUGAUGCUGGAGAAGACGACAGACCAGACAGUGUUGCCUCCAAAACAAACAAUCAAGAGCCAAAAUGUACGAACCAGUUCAACUUCAUCGAAAGAGCCUCUCAAACCCUCAAUAACGCACUGCGGGAUAGAAGCUGCCAGACUGUACCUCCACCGCGCUGCAACUACUCCGCCACCGCUAGUCAGUGGGACAUAUAUGAUGCCUACAUGGAGGAGCUGCACAAACAAGAAAUGAAAAAAGAGAAACAGAAAUCAAAGAAAGAUGGUGACAAAAACAAAAAAAAGAUUAUGCUCGUCGAUACACAGAGUGAUGAAAACCACCAAAUGACCACUGCAAUCAAGCUCUUGGAACGAAUGGUCAAUCAGAAUACAUGUAAUGAAAUAGCACAAGAUUUUAAAUACUUUGAGGAUGCAGCAGAUGAAUUCAGGGAGCAGGAGGGCACUCUUCUCCCCCUCUGGAAGUUCCAGUAUGACCAAGCCAAAAUGAUGUGUGUCACUGCCCUCUGCUGGAAUGAAAAAUAUCCAGAUCUGUUUGCUGUGGGAUUGGGAUCAUAUGACUUCAGCAAACAGGGCCGUGGGAUGCUUCUCUUCUACACACUGAAGAACUCCACCUUCCCUGAGUACAUCUUCCCUACAAGUUCUGGCGUCCUGUGCCUGGACAUCCAUAAGCAACAUUCCUACUUGGUGGCUGUAGGCUUCUAUGAUGGCUGUGUGUGUGUGUACAACUUGAAGAAGAAGGGACAGGACCCUGACUAUAAGAGUACUGCUAAUACUGGCAAGCAUACCGACCCUGUCUGGCAGGUACGCUGGCAAAAUGAUGACAUGGACAACAACCACAUUUUCUAUUCUGUGUCCUCUGAUGGCCGUGUUGUGUCUUGGACGCUCAUUAAGAAUGAGCUGGUCUUCUCAGAUGCUAUCAGGCUAAUGCUGACUGACACAGUGUCUAAUGGGCCAGAUGGUUUUCAGGAGCUCACCACUGCUGGCGGUACAUCCUGUGACUUCCACAAACAGAUCGACUCUCUCUUCCUUGUUGGCACUGAGGAAGGUAAAAUACACAAGUGCUCCAAGAAUUACUCGAGCCAAUAUCUCGAGACCUAUGAUGCCCACAACAUGGCAGUGGAUGCAGUGAAGUGGAAUCCCUACCACCCAAAGGUUUUUAUAUCUUGCAGUUCUGACUGGACCGUAAAGAUCUGGGACCAUACUGUCAACAUUCCAGUGUUCACUUUUGAGCUCAAUGCAUCAGUUGGUGACGUGGCCUGGGCGCCGUACUCCUCCACUGUCUUUGCUGCUGUCACCACAGAAGGAUCGGUUCAUGUGUUUGACCUGAGCAUCAACAAGUAUCAGGCUAUCUGCCGGCAAUCAGUGGUGGCCAAAAACAAGACCAAGUUGACUCACAUUGAGUUUAAUCCCAUCCAUCCCAUCAUCAUAGUCGGUGAUGACCGAGGCACCGUCACCAGCCUCAAACUCUCCCCCAACCUCCGCAAGAAACCAAAGUGCAAAAAGGGUCAAGAGUUGCCUGAAGGUCCUGAAGUGGAAUUCGCCAAGAUGGAGAAGCUCCUCAGCCUAUUGAAGGACCCUAAGCAGAGUACAGUUUAAACAAGUCCCCAUGGUAUCCUUUCUGUUUAUUCAGUGAGUGCAACAAAAUAAGAACACUUUUUGCCAAGGAAGUCGUUUUUUUUUGCCAGCAAUUGUUUGUUAACCUGUAAAUGAAAGAGUAUAGGAAUUACAAAGUAGAGCAUUGGCAAUAUUUGUGUACCACUGUAAGUAUACAUGCAUCCAUGAUAUUGAGAGUACUAUAAUACUGUAGUAGUGCAUGGCUUUGUGGGCAUAUUGUCCUUUUUUUCGCAGCCAAGCAUCAAGAUGAGGGCUAUUGUUUUGAUUACUGUUAUUUAACUGGAUUAAAGAAAAACUACACAACCAAUUAAAGUGGAAUAUUGAGGAGGGAUAGCACACAAUCUAAUAAUAAUAGGUAUUAAACUUUGGCACAGACACAAAUGGUAAUAAAGAAUUUACUUUUGCCUUUGAGUCACACUGGAGCCAUUCCUCUUGGCAUGGAAUGCAUAUGGUAGCCCUGUCUGUCUUUUUCUUACCUCAUGUGUCAUUCUUCUUGAACCAAGAAGUAGCUGGUAGCCUUCUUACAAUCUCCUAAUUUUUUCACAUGACUUUUGUGGCUUCCCUCUGUCACUGUUUUUUUCGAUUAUAUUCAUUAAAACAAUCCU
Messenger RNA from Dunckerocampus dactyliophorus (ringed pipefish), 2946 nucleotides. RefSeq names its product dynein axonemal intermediate chain 1-like. Gene Ontology annotation, biological process: outer dynein arm assembly; cilium movement. The coding region runs from base 134 to 2323 and encodes 729 amino acids. The record is from RefSeq and is a predicted model, not a curated record. Gene Ontology annotation, molecular function: dynein heavy chain binding; dynein light chain binding. The transcript has 20 exons. Gene Ontology annotation, cellular component: outer dynein arm. Lineage: Eukaryota; Metazoa; Chordata; Actinopteri; Syngnathiformes; Syngnathidae.